AUGGUGACAGUUUCCGGGGAAAAAAAUGUGUCUCUGACAAGUGUCAGAAAAUGGAGUGCCCGUUUUUGUGCAGGUCGUGAGAGCGUGGGUGAGGCAAACGCUGUCAUCACGAGCGAUCUCAUCGACAAGGUGGACGACGUAGUGAGAAGUGAUCGGCGUGUCGCAUUGCAAAUGUUGGCGGUGAAGGUGGAUGUCAACUAUGGAACCGUGUGGACAAUUGUUCACGACAGGUUGCGAUAUCGGAAGGUGUGUGCCCCUUGGGUUCUGAAGCAGCUCACCGACAAGCAAAAGGAACUGCGCAUGGGGCUAGCACUGCAACAUCUGUUUCGGUACCGGGAAGACCCCGCUUUCAUGGAGCGGAUCGUCACAGAUGAUGAGACCUGGUGA
Stegodyphus dumicola is the source of this 387-nucleotide messenger RNA. RefSeq lists its product as uncharacterized. NCBI's taxonomy places the organism in Eukaryota, Metazoa, Arthropoda, Arachnida, Araneae, Eresidae. The record is from RefSeq and is a predicted model, not a curated record.